Messenger RNA from Seminavis robusta, 6870 nucleotides. The record is from the annotation of a GenBank genome assembly. Lineage: Eukaryota; Bacillariophyta; Bacillariophyceae; Naviculales; Naviculaceae.
AUGACGCAUUCCAAGAGCCACGAAAGUGAUGAAGGAGACAUUGUCUCCAUUGUUGGGUACUCUUUGCGAGCUCCUGGCUGCUCCUCGGUGCCUGAGUUUGCACGGGCGCUGCAAGAGGGGCGGGACUUGACGACCUCCCAGACUCGGUAUCCCCACGGCUUUCUGGGCCUCCCGCCACGACAAGGGCGUUUGAAGGAUGAAGAUCUGGAACGAUUUGAACCUUCCUUUUUUGGGCUAGGUCUCAAGCAAGCGGAAGCCAUGUGUCCGUCCAUCCGGCUCUUGCUGAAAGUAUCUUACGAAGCCCUGAUGGAUGCUCAAAUCAACAUUCAAAGUCUCAGAGGCAGCAGCAAAACAGGUGUCUAUGUUGGGCACAUCUUCUCAGACUACGUCACUCUCACCACUGGACCAUCACCUCCAAAUGGGCAGAAAAAGAGCGGAUAUGAACUCGUCAAUGGAGCCCAAUCCAUGGCAGCCAACCGACUCUCCUACUUUUACGACCUAAGCGGUCCAAGUAUGGUCAUUGACACCGCGUGUAGCUCCUCAUUGGUCGCUCUCGACCGGGCCUUCCGUGACAUCCGCAGUGGUUUGAUUGACCGGGCCAUUGUGGCUGGCAUUUCACUCACUUUAGACCCACACAAAAAUGAAUGCUUCAAUGCAUUCCACAUGCUCUCCCCCACUGGACACUGUCAUUCCUUUGACACGCGGGCGGAUGGCUAUUGCCGAUCCGACGGAAUUGCUUGCAUCAUUCUGGAACGAGGAGCAAGAGGAUACGCUACAGUGGCUGGCACGGCCACCAACACCAAUGGCUAUACUCCAGAAGGCAUCACGUAUCCGUCGUCCGCCCAGCAAUUCCAAGUGCUCCAACAAGCAUUUGCCGAGUCCAAAUCAAUUGGGCCAUCCAGUGUAACCUUUCACGAAGCACACGGCACUGGAACAACCGCUGGUGACAAGGAAGAGCUGGCCGCCCUCGACAAGUUCUACAAUCAUAAAAUGUACAUUGGCUCUGUCAAGUCCAACAUGGGACAUGCUGAAGCCGCGUCCGGGUUGAUGGGUGUUGCCAAAGUCCUUUUGAUGAUGGAAACCAACAUGAUAUUUCCAAACUUUGACUUUCGCCACUCUCCACAUUUGCCCAUUCAAAAUGGCAAGUUUGUCAUUCCUCAGAAGACUCAACCGUGGCAACCUGCGCCAUGCACCGUGUCAAGCUUUGGAUUUGGAGGGGCCAACGCUUGCGCUGUCCUUGUGCCAUGCAAACAAAAGAAAUUUGUCCGCUCACCCACGAGCCCAGCCAGUAGCCCAUUUGCCGCAACUCCUGGCAGUACAUUCCUGGAGUGCCACCGAAACUUCUUUACCUUGCAGCGGGCUAUUGGAAACCAUUGCAACUUUCCAUUUGAGUUCAAGGAGAAUCAGUGGGUUGACGCCUCGCCUCUAGUCUUUGUCCUUGACGGUCAAGGCUCCCAAUGGAUUGGGAUGGGACAAGACUUGAUGGAAACCUCUGAGUCGUUCCGCAAUACAAUCCGACAACUCGACAAAGCAACCGGCAUCCCACUUUUGGAACUGUAUGCGAAUGGCACGAAAUGGAUGCAGAAGGAAUACGGUUGCAUUGGGAUUGUAAGCUUCCAGCUCGGGCUCAUCAACCUGCUGGCUGAGAAGGGAAUUCAUCCAGACUACUUCCUGGGGCAUUCAUUGGGUGAAAUUGCCUGUGCCUAUUUGGGAGGUAUUCAGACGGGUGCCGAGGUGAUGAAGGUUGCCCAGGUGCGCGCCACUGUGGCAGCAUGUAUCCGCAAGGACUUCCGCCUCGACGUUUACAACGACCCCCCUUUGGACGGAUUCGAUUACACGAUGUCUUCGUCUUCGGGGAAAACUCAGUGGCUCAAGGAAACUCUCAUCAAAGAUUCUGUGCCGGCUGAUGCAGUGGAAAGUCUCCGUCUUGGGGGCAAGAUGGCGGUUGUUGGGUGCCGUCCCGCACCCGUAGAAGAAGCCCUCGCUGAACUUGGGUUCCGUCAAACAUGCAUUGCCUGUUACAAUUCUCCUUCGGGACUGACAUUGAGUGGACCAGCAGCCGAGGUUGAUCAGGUUCUUGCUUUGCUGCGAAGUAAAGAUCAUGGGAUGUUCAUUCGCGAGCUUGACACGGACGAAGUGGCCUACCAUGCACCCUACCUAAAUGCAUUCCGAGAAACCCUCAAGAGCCGAUUCGGGGAGACCGAAGAAGCGCCUUUGCCUUUGUCGUGGCUUUCAACCAGCCGGAAUGAUGUGUUCUCGGUUGACUACCUUCUCGACAACAUCUGCGGUCCGGUCUAUUUUCACCAGGCAAUCGAAAAGCUACCCGCUUCCUCAACUGUGGUGGAAAUUGGUCCCUCAAGCGGUUUGUUGGCACAGAUCAAGCGGACAAGGUCCGAUUUGCAGCGCGUGGGUCUAGUCCAGCAGGGUGAGCUUGUAGACAUCAACUCGAUCCUCGAUAAACUCCAUCCUUGGAUUGGAAGAAGCAAGACGGAGAAGGGAACCCGAGAAGCAAAAGCAGACUCCGAUGAAAGGGAGACUCUUUGCUUUGACGAACGCUACCCCAACAUUUGGGGACAGCAAAGUCGCUUCUCUAUCCCAAAAUGGGACGCAUUCGAUCUGAACUCAAAGGGAUCAGACGGAAGGAAGGUUGUGUUCGACCUAAGUAGAGAUCCCUUCAAGUCGCUUCGAGGCCAUGUCGUCAGGGGCCAAACCAUCCUUCCCGCAGCAGGUUUCAUGUAUGCCCUCUGGAGCGCCAAUAACUACGAGAAACGCACCGAGAUACUUGAUUUCCGUGUGAUCACACCUCUAGUUAUUUCCGAGACGCAGCAAGAAGUUGAGCUCCUUGUGCGCCAGGUAGGUGAAGUUUGUGAAGCCUGGGAUGUUGACUGCCAAACUUGUUACGCCAGUGGGAGAGUGCGUGCAAUGGCUUCAAAUUUGCACCCACCCGACGCUAUCAAGCCGACAGGCAAAGGGGUUUCGAGUAGUCUCUUCUACUCCCACAUCCGACGCAUGGGAUACGCUUAUGACCUCAGCUACAUCAUGCUAGACAAGAUUUCCACCCAGCAGUGCACCUACACAACUCGACCAUUGGAUUGGGUUUCCUAUCUUGAUGGAUUCUUCCAGUACCAUCUCUUUCAAGUCCAGGCCUUUGGAUACCCAAGGGGGGCCAACCGUGUCUGCUUGUGGGAGAAUGACCUUGGCAAUGCCGAUUUGAAUCUUCGUUGUUUGUCGAGCAAUUGCUACGCCACCCAAUCGGUCUCCUUCGAGGACGUGCGCAUUGACUACCUCCCCGUCCCAGGCAAGACACUUUCCACGUACCGAGAAGAAUUCGUAGAGUACAGCGAGACCGAUACCCCCCUCGCUGACGAGCUCCUGGUCAACCUACUGAUGCGCGAAACAAACGAAUUCCGAGUCCAAGGAACUGUGAAACACCCUGCUCUAGCAAGCAUCGUCAGCAAGCUCCGUUCGCAGAGGUUGCCUCUCGAAGUUCAAUCAACACGGGCUCUCGUUAUUUCGGAUUUCGCCACUAUUGAUGCCAACACUGUUGAUGCCAACCUCUUGCUAACAGUGGAUCAAGAGACCCCUGGCAGUAGCAGCUGUCUGGUGGCUCGGUGGGGCGCCAUCAGACUCGUUCGAUGCACAACACCGCCAAGGGCCUCGGUUGCUUACAAUUGGACCGAAGUUCCCGCCAAGAAUCCGGUUGUUUGGACUGGAACAGGAUCGUCAGGAGCAGUCGCCUGCCUUCGGUGGGAGAGGGAUCAAUUCGCCAUGGCAUAUGAAGGCACGGAUGGUUCGAAUACCUGUCCUGGACUCUCGAAACAAAUGCGCCAAAACUACAUUGUAGGAGGACACAAGCACGGCGUUUUCGUGGAAACCAAAAUGGAAGCUGACGAGGCUCGAGGGCCACAAGUCUUCGAUGCUCGGCUCAAAGCGGUGAAGCCCGGCCUUCUUGAGUCGCUGGAAUGGAUCCCAAUUGACCAGAGAGCGUACCAGGUGGAAGUACGCGUUGCGGCCCUGAACUUCCGUGAUGUCAUGAGAGCAAUGGGACAGUUAAAGGAAAAGGAUAUUUCCCUCGGGUUGGAGUUCAGUGGUGUCGACAAAUCUACGGAAAAGCGUGUCUUUGGAGUAGCAACGGAAGCAAUGAGCACCCAUUGCAAUCCUGUGUAUUGCUUUCCUACGCCAUCAGGGCUUUCGGAUGAGGAAGCAGCGACGAUUCCCAUCGUGUAUCUCACUGCCUACUUCAGUAUGCUAGGCAAAGCGAAAAUGAAGCCAGGACAAAGCAUUCUGGUUCACUGCGCCACCGGAGGUGUCGGCAUGGCUGCCGUGAACAUUGCGUUGAAGCGUGGGUACCGGGUCAUCGCCACUUGCAGUGCUGCAAAGCGAGCAUACCUCAAAGAACGAACAGGCCUGAAAGAUGAAAUGAUUGGAGACUCUAGGUCCGACAGAUUUGUGCAAACAGUGAUGCAAGCGACGGGAGGUCGCGGCGUGGACGUUGUACUAAACCAGUUGUCUGGUGGGCUUCAAGUUCAAAGUUUGCGAUGCCUGAAAGCAGCGGGACACUUUGUGGAGCUGGGCAAGUACGAUGUGCUGCAGAACACAGCUAUUGGGCAAGGGUUGUUGGAACGGAACAUAUCGUUUCAUGUUGUUGAUCUGCUUCCCCUUCUCUGUGACCCCAGCUAUGCUCACCUCUGGAACACGUGGCUGGAAGAGGGCUUUCAACAAGGCGAGAUAUCUCCUUUACCGGUGACAGCGUUCAAACCUAACGAAGCGGUUGACGCUUUCCGAUUCAUGAGCCAAGGCAAACACAAGGGCAAGAUAGUCAUCACAGGCCUCGGCUCGAUUCCGUUGAGGGUGACCCGGAGACGCAUCUCUGUUUAUGGUCAAGUUCAUUUGAUCACAGGGGGGCUUGGUGGACUUGGUUUGAGUCUUGCUGUCCGUCUAGCAGAGGAAGGUUGCCGUGAGAUCGUGCUUGUCGGAAGAAGCGGUGUCACAAACGAGUUUCAACGCCACCAGAUCCAAGCAAUCGAGAGAAUGGGCUGCAAGGUGACUCUCUUGCAAACAAGUGUCUUGGAUCUCAGCCGGAAUUCCGCUGCCCCAGACCGCAUUUGGCACUGUGCUACUGUGUAUCGUGAUAUGAGGAUGGACCAGAUGAGCCACAAUGCCUGGGACGAUGUUUUGCAUGUCAAAGUUGAUGGCUACAAACGACUCCGAGAGUGCUGGCUUGACGUGCCAGUUGUGGCAAUCUCCUCCAUAUCUGGGUAUUUUGGGAACGCCAUGCAAACGAACUAUGGGUUUGCUAAUGCCUCACUUGAUGCUUUCGCUCGGGUGGACCCAAACACGAUUUCUUGUCGCCUCGGGCCUCUCGACAAUGUUGGAUUCAUCACCAAAGCAGCAUCUCAUAGAGCGGUAUUGGAGCGAAUGGACUGUGAAUGCAUGCGGAUUGAUGACGUCCUCGAUAGCCUCCUCGAAAUUGCAACUAGCCAAAGAUCCGGUGUUUUUUCUAUUUAUGAGAUGAAGCCAAAGGCGGAGCAAUGCAUCACUUUCGGAACUGGUGCCCUUGAGUAUACCCAUAAAGAUGCUCAGGUGGCUGUUGCCAGAAUUUUGGGUGGCAAGCCGCAGCAAUACAAGAAGCAGGCGUCUCUGAAGAAAGCUGGCUUGGACUCGCUCUCGUCUAUGGAAGUUGUCAACCUAAUCCAUUCUCAGUCAGGCGACCAGACUUUCAAAGUGUCCCAAAUCACAGACGACUUCUCUAUUGAGACCCUGACUGAUGCAAUCAACUCGAGCAGGAAGUUACGUGUUCAACACAGCAGCAAAGAGUUGGGCGUUAUCGACGCGGCACAAAAGGAAGCCUCCAAAAGAAUCAAUGCCUUGGAUACCACCACAUCAACCCCUGCGUCCAGUUUCCACACAAUGGAAAAGACUGCGACGCAAUCUACGUUCGGACCCUACGAUUCCUCCUCUUCCAAUCCUCCUACAAUUGACGAGGAAGCCGUGCAAGACCAAGUUGGAGCACAGCCGGUACUGAACCAGGUCUUGUUGGAGUCACUGCAAAGCGAGUGGACUGUUGGAAGGAAGACUGCCAGUUUGGCAUUCGCAGCUGCGACAGUUUGGUGGCUUUCCACGCUGGUAGUGUUGGACAAUGAUGCUGCCGGUCAUGUCUUGUACAACGCGCUUGUGGUGUUCUGUGUGAGCCACUUGAUUAGAAUUUCUGUUGAGUACUGCUCAUUGCGCGGCGUGUCCGUGAGAGGAGCCUUUGAGUGCUCGCACUAUCUCCAGGAGAGCAUCGUCUGUUGCACUUUUGUCAUUCUCUAUGCAUGCGGAAGCGAUGUGUUUCUUGAAAACUGGAGCCCAAUCUACUUUGGAUCCUACAUCUUCCAUAUGGUUGGCAUCCUUGCCAUGUGGAACAAUCUUCAUCCAAGCUUCAGGGUGUUUUACUCGAUGCACCACUCUUUCUCCUUUGCCAUGACGGGGUCGUGGAGAAUCCCGGCUGCCAACGAAGAGAACGAUUGGGAAGAAGCCCUCGUUCUUGCUGUGAUGCUCUACCUUACAGCGGAGCUCUGGCAAUACGGACUCUUCGUGUUCCGGCACCUUCGUGGCAACGGGCCAUUUACUCAACGACAGAUGGUCCACCUGAAGCUCCUCGCCUUCUGCAUGGAACGGAUACAGAGAGCUGUGGCUUUCUCGUGCUACGCAUUUCUCGAGGAGAAACACGGACUCGCAACAACUGUCCUCAUCACAGGAGUCUCGUCCGAGUUGCUUGAUGUCUACUUUCAAGGGAAAGCCAUCGUAGGCUUGUACCGGGCCGGCUCAUGGCUUGCUCGAGAGCAGGAAGAAGAAGACGCGGGAGUGGAAGAAGGAUUGCCUUUCUAG